ACAGUCUAGUUUGCAUGAUUAUUGGUUAAUGAAAACAAGGUGAAAUGUGAGAAUAUAAGACGGCAAUCGAGCGCUACAAGCGGUAGAAGUGCUUCGUAUUGUUGAUAAAUUUCAUUUACUUUGUUUUGUUCGUCUGACUAAUUUGACAGAAAAAGUAUAAUCAUCGUUCUGUGUUUUGUUAGUGCAUAUCAUCGACAAUAAAAAUUCUUCCACAAAAUGUUAAGUAAAAUAGUUAAUAUGACAUACUAUCGAUUCAUAGUCUGAUUGGUUAAGACAGUGUUCAAUGCAAGUAUGGCCGCCCUGCCAUCACCCACGCAGGUGGCUGGAAGCCAUACUGCUAUAUAUGAAGCUUAUUAUAAUCAGGUGGACCCAAAUGGAUAUGGACGAAUUGGUGCGAUGGAAGCUGCGAGAUUUCUUAAGAAAUCCCAGCUGAGUGAUGUUGUAUUAAGUAAGAUAUGGGAUAUGGCAGAUCCACAAUCUCGUGGAUCAUUAGACAAGUCUGGUCUUUUUGUUGCUCUAAAACUUUGUGCAUUGGCCCAAGCAGGAAGAGACCUUAGUAUGUCAAAUUUAAAUAUAGAAUUGCCACCUCCAAAAAUGGGUGAUAUUCCUGUAAUACCACAGAAAACUAUAGUAAAUACUGUACCAGUAAUAACAUCUGUUAGUAAUGGAGAUUGGUCUAUUAAACCUUCAGAAAGAGCCAAAUAUGACCAACUUUUUGACAGCUUGCAACCUUCGAAUGGAUAUAUACCUGGGAAUAAAGUGAAAGAUGUUCUUAUGGAUAGUAAACUUCCUUUGGAUACACUUGGAAAGAUUUGGGAUCUUGCAGAUAUGGAUAAAGAUGGUAUGCUGGAUAGACAUGAAUUUGUUGUUGCUGUGCAUUUAGUGUAUAAAGCUUUAGAGAAAUAUGCUAUACCAAGUGUACUUCCACCAGAGUUAAUGCCACCAGGAAAAAGGAAAGAUUCUACAACACCAGUACCAAAAUCUCCUGCACCAAUGAGUGUAAUUACAACAGUACCACCACCUAUUCCACCUUUACCUAAUGUACCUUCAGUAAAGAGUAUGGCUGGUUUGGAUACGAUAAAGUGGGUAGUUUCAUCUGAAGAUCAAAUAGCAGCAGACAAAUUAUUUUUGCAAGCUGAUCUAGAUAUGGAUGGGUAUGUCUCAGGUAUUGAAAUCAAAGAUGUCUUCCUUCAAAGUGGACUUCCACAGACUGUAUUAGCUCAUAUAUGGAGUCUUUGUGACACAUGUCAAAGUGGGAAGUUAAAUAAAGAACAAUUUGCUUUAGCCAUGUGGCUUAUUAAACAAAAACUUAGAGGUGUUGAACCACCUGCAACUUUGAGUUCUGAUAUGAUACCACCUUCUAUGCGAAAACCAUCCGAGUCUGUUGUGGAGAACAAUAAUGUUUCUGGUUAUUCAAAUCCAGAAUUGGACAUGAUAAGUAAAGAUAUAGCAGAACUUGUAAAAGAAAGGCAAAGUAUGGAACAAGAUAUAGCACAAAAGGAAGCUGAUAUCAAGAUAAAAAAUGGUGAAAUUAAAAGUUUGCAGAGUGAACUGGAUACACUUGCUGCUACAUUAAAGCAAUUAGAAAAUCAGAAAGGUGAAGCACAAAAGCGAUUGAAUGAUUUAAAAGCUCAGAAAACAGAAGUAGAUAAAGAUUUGAGUGAGAUCGAGCAGAAGAUACGUGAAGAACAAAAAAAGGUUGAUAAAUUGCGUCAACAAGCAGAAGAGCAGGAAUCAGUAUUGCGUGCUCAAGAAGAAGAAUUGAAUUUUAAACGACAAGAAUUAGAAGGCUUGAAACAAGAAGAACAGCAAUUAGAACAGCAACAAAAUAAAAGCAGGGACCAAUUAAAUGAACUCACGAAAAAUUUGCAGGACACUCAAUUGCAAAUUUGUCAAGCGAAAGCAAAGAUCACUCACUUACAAGAACAACAACGGCAAAUGAGUGAUGCAAUUGCGCUCUAUGAUUCUGCACUUGCAGCUGGGGAUGCCACUCUUGUACCUGAUACUAGUCUGCAAUUUAAUCCCGAAAUUGAAAAUUUAGAAUAUGAAAAAACAACUGAAGAAGAUAAGAACAAGAAAAACAUUUCAUUCACUAAUGCAAAUGGAACGACAUUGGACGGGUUUGAACAAGAUCCUUUUGCAGAAGCAUUUAAUAAUGCAUCAACACCAGACCCAUUUGGAAGUGCAUUUUCAUCUCCAAGUACUACUGGAGGAGAAGGAGGAGGAGGAGGAGGAUUCACAUCUGACCCAUUUAGCGCAUUUGAUGAGAGCAAUGCUGUAAAACAAGAUCCAUUUGAUCCAUUUGGAGAUGGAAAAAGAACUGAUACUAAAAUCACUGCUGCAACAGCAGCGACAAAAGAUCCAUUUGGAGAUGAUCCGUUUGCAAAUCUUCAUGCACCACCUCGUCCAGAAAGUCCUAGUCCUGCUCUUCCUCCUAAAAAAGCGAAACAACCACCACCACGACCAGCACCUCCACGACCGGCUCAAGGACCUACUGGUCCUCUACGAGCAGCACCAGCACCGCCUACACCUUCUCCUACACCUGAUCCAUUUGCAAAUGCUUUUUCUGCUCAACAGGGAAUUAUGGACAACAAUAAUAGCAAUAAUUUUAAUACGUCUACUGGAUUUGCAGAUUUUAGUAAUUUUGAUUCCAAGCCGGAACCAACAGUGAAUCGAACGGCACCACCCAGACCAACCAGCAGAACGCAUACAGUAUCAACGGUAACUCCAAAGCUGCCCGACUUUACGGAAGAUCCCUUCAGAGACUAUCGUUAUGAAGAUCCCUUUAACAUACCGGAUCCUUUCGCCGAUGAUGCAGAAGAUCAUAAUGCGAAUAAGAGUGAAACAACGGCUGGCAAUAUGGAUCCAUUUAGUUACGGGACAAGCUCGGUACUAUCACGUAAAAAUUCAUUCACGAAAAGCUUCGACACUGAUUUCUCAAAUACUUUUUCUUUGACUAAAAACAAAGUUGAGAAGGACAAUGCUAAAUUCGAUGCUGAUUUUGUAAAAGCAUUCUCCGACGACAACAGAAAUAUAAAAACCAUCGACACCGAUGCGUUUUCGAACAUCAAGAUAAAAACGACCGAUAUAGAUGAAGCAUUUUCCACUAAAACUGAAAAGUCUGCCAGGAGACACGGACAAGAUUUAGCACACAAUAGAUCUAAAACUAGUUUUAACGAUAAAAAAUCGAAAAGUGAGAUGGGCAGAAUUUGGAACGGCAAUAACACACCUCUCUCGUUAAGCGAGGAGGAACAAUUUGUUUGGGCAUCUCAACAAAGUUUAAAGACCGAGGAGGAAAGGCGUAGACGUAAACAGCAAGAAGAGGCGGAAUUAGCUUUAGCCCUUGAACUAAGUAAGCAAGAAAAAUCCGGGAAAUUAUAAACUUUAUGUCGGUAAAAAAAGCACCUUUUGUUUGAUUUAUUUGAUUGAAUUGAAACAUAUAUAUAUAUAUACAUAUAUACAUAUAUUUUCGGGCACAACGACUUUACGAACCUUAAUAACGAAAUCAGAACUGAAGGAUAUAUGAUAUGUUAAUUUAUUAUUAAUAACUAUGAGAUCUGUGCUAAUGAAGGCUAUGAAAGAUAACCGCGUAAAACUGUAAUGCUUAUUUUUAAUACUAUUUAGCAUAUCAUGAUCGCUGACACGAAAACAAAAUGAUAUUUAGAAAAAGAAAAAAAGAGACAGAAAUUGAAUCAAGCAUACGCGUAUCUAACAAUUUGUAGAAGCAUAUUAAUUAUGCAAUGUCAAGAAACAUUUCACCGUAUAUGGACUUAAUUUUGGAAAAGAUCUUUUUGGUUUUCAUUUGACACAGGAUACAUUUGACUAUUCAGCUACAUAGUUACAACCAAACCUAUCGAUGCAUUGAAUACUAUCUGAAUAUAUAUAUAUAUAUAAAAAAAAAAAUUACGUUAAAUCGCGCGCUCUUUUCGAUACUCUGGUUUAUCACAGAGAAAUCGAUUUUGUAAAAAAAAAAAAAAAGUAAAAGGGAUGGAAGAAAGAUUAAUCAUUGCCUUGCAAUAUCGAAUUCUAAGAUAAUGAC
Messenger RNA from Frieseomelitta varia, 4039 nucleotides. RefSeq names its product epidermal growth factor receptor substrate 15-like 1 (gene Eps-15). Gene Ontology annotation, biological process: endosomal transport; endocytosis. NCBI's taxonomy places the organism in Eukaryota, Metazoa, Arthropoda, Insecta, Hymenoptera, Apidae. Gene Ontology annotation, molecular function: cadherin binding; calcium ion binding. The record is from RefSeq and is a predicted model, not a curated record. The transcript has 14 exons. Gene Ontology annotation, cellular component: plasma membrane; cytoplasm; clathrin coat of coated pit. Bases 292 to 3381 code for a protein of 1029 amino acids.